UGUAUGGCAUUUAGGGUUUGGGCAACUGGUGGAAUAUUAAACCAUAAGUCUCCCUUCAAUUAAACCUUUCCUCAGUGAGAUAAGCCUGUUUGUUAUGGUGUUGCUUACGGUAAAAGGUAAUUCUAGUGGGAUAAAGCCAAGAGAAAGUCGUUUAGCCAAUAUCACACGUCAAAUCGAAACCAACAGAUGUUAAUGAUUAUCUGAAUUACCCUCAAUAAAUACAAAACCAAAUGAGAGCUCAGAGUUAGGAGAGACCCAGCCAUGGAGCCAGAGCAGAUGAAGGAGUACAUUAAGGAUUUCAGCCUGGAUAACUGCCCCCUGGGGAAUCAGGGCUAUACCAGGGUCCUACUGCAGCUGUUUGGCUACGCAGGUCACGGCAAAUCCUCCUUCAUUAACUCCUGUAAGUACGUCAUGGACGACGCCGAAUACGCGGAAUAUGCAAAAGUUGCCGAUUCCAUCAAAGGACCCGAGACAUUGAUGAGAAAUUCCUAUCUGCUGGCAAACAAUGUGACUCUGGUGGAUAACAGGGGAGCUGCGAAAAUGGACAAAAUGGAGAUAGGAGAAAUCUACCUGCAGCUGGGAAACUUUUUACCACUGGACUCACCAGUCGUAUGGCAAACAAAUUUUUCUGAUAUGAUGAAUAAAGUCUUAGCUUCAGAGAAGCAGGAAUGUGCUACAGAUUUUAUUGUUCCAAUAUUUGUGUACAGCGCAAAAGCAGGAAUGUUAGAUGCAGAGAUUGGGGAGAUCAUUUCCUGUGCCAAAAAAAUUACAGGACUUGAACCGACUGUUGUUGUGACCCAUGGAUUAAGUAUCCCUGCUGCUGAGCUGAAUAAAAUCAAAGAUAAAUUUAGAGAUAUGGGGGCAGGGAGCGUCUACCCUUUAGAAAACUACACCCAAGAGGAUAACAUGAAAACAAGAGGAAAACAUAAAGUGAUUUUACGGUGUCUCUAUAAGUCCCUUAAAAAUGUUGAAUUUCGAAUGAAAGACAAAUUGGAUCCCAUUCAGGAAAGAAUAGAAAGGAAAGGGUUCCUUAUUACAUAUGCACAUGAGAGGGGUGUAAAGGAAGCAAGGGAUAGGGGAAUACUGGAAGAAAGGGAACGGGCAAUACAGGAGGCAAGGCAAAAGGCAAUACAGGAAGCAAGGGCAAAGCAAGAAAAGGCAAAAAAAUCCAAGUGCCCAAUUUCUUGAUAUUGAAAUAGAAAGUGCCUAAUCUAUACUAUACUGUCUAAAUCUAACAUAGCCUCCUCACCUCAGUAGUUGAAGUUAAAAAAUCAUAUACAGGUAUGGGACCCCUUAUCCAGAAACCCAUUAUCCAAAAAACUUCGAAUUAUGGAAAGCCCG
Messenger RNA from Xenopus tropicalis (tropical clawed frog), 1341 nucleotides. RefSeq lists its product as uncharacterized. Bases 262 to 1188 code for a protein of 308 amino acids. NCBI's taxonomy places the organism in Eukaryota, Metazoa, Chordata, Amphibia, Anura, Pipidae. The transcript has 4 exons. The record is from RefSeq and is a predicted model, not a curated record.